CAAGUGUGGAAAUCCUGGUAUUUUGCACAACGGUUACGUGAAAGGAACCAGCACUCGCUUCGGCACCGUGAUUUAUUUCAGCUGCCUCGAAAACAUGACCUUUGUUGGGGAAUCUGCUACCACUACAUGCCAACACGAUGGAACGUGGAGCCAUCCGGUUCCCAAAUGCAUGGCUCCUUGUUCUGUUCCUGUCAUCGAACACGGCAGAGUGACAAAUUAUGCUCCUGAUGACAAAGUGGGACACGGUAAUCACACCACCGUCGAUUGUGUGGCACAAUACGAAUUGCGUUACAACAACACCCCUGCCACUUGUAACAACGGCUCGUGGACGCACAUUCCUUCUUGUAUACCAGCCCGUUGCAAGACAUUACCCAAGAGACCAAGACACGGCAUGGUUAUAGCGCCAAAAACUGACCACGGCAUGAAGGCCUUGUACAGAUGCAAAGAUGGAUACAAACUCGAAGGCCCCAAUGUAACAGAAUGCAGCUUUGGAAGAUGGACUGGUGAAACACCCAGCUGCAACGAAACAUAUUGCCCUUUCCCUGGAACCCUCGUCAAUGGCCGCAUCUUGCUCGUUGGGCAUAUGGGCAUGUACGACUACAGGCCAUAUGUACGCAAAAUAACUAACAAUCGUCAAAUUAUGUACGAAUGUGAUCGACACUAUACGCUUGGGGAAGGUCCACCAGGUGCCACUUGUGUCGAUGGACGCUGGAGCCCUGAAGAGAAACCAAAAUGCGUGAGAGGUUCUCAUCCUCAGGUGAGGUGGGACAGAUCCGUCAGGGAAAAGAGGGAAGUGGCCAUUCGAAGACAGCGAAGGUUGGAUAUAACAAAGACGAAGUGGAAGAAGAGAGGGAAGAGGAAACAAAAAAGCCUCUGCAAAGCAGUGGAGGAAACACCGUGGAUGGAGGUGAAGGUUUUGAGAAAAGGUCGCGGAUCAAAUGCCUUAGCUUCCAGAGGGGCUGUCAUCCAAGUGACUUGUGGAGGAGGCUAUUCUCUCAACAUCGGCAACAGGACUGCGAGGUGCAUUGCAGGAAGAUGGAAGCCUAGAAAACCAGAAUGUGUCACGACGCCUUGUAAAGUUCCCUAUACACAAAAUGGCAUCUACCACCAUUUUGAUCAAGAAGUGACAACCAAAAAUUAUAUUGAACAUACCGAAGUAAUAAAUCUUUCUUGUGAAGAUGGAUUCCAGUUAAUGGGUCCCGAGGCUAUCCGAUGUUGGUAUGGAGAAUGGGCGGUGAACAAGAUGCCUAAAUGCCUGCCUGGUCUCUGCGAGCUUCAAGAUAUAGCCCAUGGUUCUUACCUUGACGGUUAUAGGACCGGACUCACCAUAUCCCAUGGGUCUUCGAUACGAUACUCCUGUGAUCACGACUUCGCGAAAGCAGUGCCUGAUCCUGUACAGUGCCUGGAAGGAAAACUACGGCCUGACAUUCCAAAAUGCAUGGCUGUUGGUUCCAGGAAGAAAGGCUAUGUUUAUGCUCCAGAAAACAUGGUGAUGUCACGAACAGGCACUAUGUCACCUGACACAUUAGACACUGCCAAUUUUGGCAAUCUCUGUACUCUUCCCGAGAGAUUGCAUAAUACUCUUUUGUACCGUGGCAGCACUUUCGUGGAACCCACAAACUCUGCCGGUAUUUUGGCAACCGCAAGCUUUCGCAGACAGAAGCUGCCAUCUGGCGGGGCAAAUCGUUACUUUCCCAAUGGAACGGAAGUGCUGUUCAAAUGCCUUUCUGCAUAUAGUGGAAAAAAGACGACAUGGAAAAUUGUCUGCCAAGAUGGAGUUUGGGUCGGAAGGCCACAUAACUGCGAUACUCGGAUUCAUCCGCCGCCAAAUGACCACAACCGCAACAAGAGUUGCAUUUUUCGGAGACCCAACCCAGAUGUUGUGGCUUUCGUGAAUGAUAAAAAGCUAAAUGUUGACAUAUCAAAAUUCCCGCCCGGCACAGAAGUUGUCUACAGAUGCAGCGAUAUCGGCAAAUAUAGCUUCGAAGGGAGCAUCCGACGACGUUGUAUGGGAGGACAAUGGACAGGUUCAGAACCCAUUUGUUUGGGUUUGUCACAAGAAUAUGACUAUGCCCUAGAAAAAGCACCGACAAUUCUAUUUCGACACCAGAUCGGCCAAAUUGCUCAAAGUAACGAUGGAAAACUCAUAGUCUAUCCUGGGACAGUUCUUCAUUUGGAAUGCCUAUGGAUCAGGAAGUACGGAACACCACACUGGGAAGUUAGUCACAAAAACAGAAAGUAUCCAGAAGGUUGGACGAAUGAGCCAGGAAGGGAUUCCCAGCUAGAAUACAGACUAUCAAUCUACCAUGCAAAAACAGAAGAUUCAGGUCUCUUCACAUGCGUUACGCCCAUGGGGCAUCAGCAUGCAGUGGAGAUCGUCGUGUCAGCUGUGCACUGUAAACCUAUACCUGAAGUAGGCGGCCUAAUACUGAGCACGAGUGUUACGAAAAUGAAUGUGAAAGUAGUGUUCUCGUGUGAACCAGGCCGCAAGUUGAACGGCUUCGAACAAGCAACUUGUUUGCCUUCGGGACAGUGGUCUGCAAAGCCACCAGUUUGCCAAAAAGUACCAUUGUGUCCUUAUCCUGGUACGAGCAAAGGCGCCACUAUUUCGAAUGUGAAGUUCUACUACGAAAUUUCCGAAACCAUUGUUUUUGGUUGCAAAGAUGGCUAUAAAAUUCAAGGUCGAAAUGUUCUGCAGUGCCUGGAUGAGGGUAGAUGGUCGGGUACAGUUCCAACCUGUCAUCUGGUCAAAAAGGGUUAAAAGAGAUGUCAUAUUGUCAGUGUGUAAAGAACACUUCGUAAGCCUUUUAUCUGUGAACUGAUGAGAAUAGACAGAGUGAUAAAACACAGAUCACUUUUAUAAAGCAAAUGAGACCAAGAAUUUGAGAUCUCGAAAGCAGCCCCAAGAAAAUCUGCUUAAAAUGUCAAGUGGCGUUUUAAAUGAAUAUUUAAUUUUGAAUGUUUUAAGUUUUAACAUAUCUAAGAAGCUGUAUUUUAAUUAUAUCGGAAAUAGUAAAGCAAUACCUUAAUUUAUUUCAUGUCUUCUACGCAUUAAAUAAUGUGCUUGGGACAGUAUAAAUAUAGCAGUUUUCUAAGAGUUAUGUUCUUAGCAUUUUUCUUUUCUGUGGUAUAAAAUGGAAAACAUUUUUAUCGUUUUUUACACCUUGAAUAAAAACGGAUAAUUUACUAACGAAAAACGCAUACAUACAUAAUUUAUCAGUAUUGUAUAAUUAAAUAAAAGGGUAGAUGAUAGGAUCAUGCGAACUCUCGUUAUAAAACCAAAAUUAAUAGUAAUAGUAAUACGUAUUUGCCAAAAAUUUAACUUCACAAAAAGCUUUUAGCAUGUAUUUACCAAAGAAAACUAGCUGUUAAACUACGAGCAUAAAGCAGAAGCGUGUAACUGGACAAGCAAAAUAUACAUAGUGUAACCAUAAAAUCGAACACUUAGUGACAGAAGGAGAAUUGUUGAAACAGUUUUGCUGAGUAUAGUUCAUUUAAAUCUCUGUGAGAUACUGCAUAAAACUGAAACUUUGGCUUUUUUUCCGUGUUCAUGAUCACUGUUUGUCGCCAUUGUGACGUGUAUAUGAUAAGUAGGACACUGGAAAUGGAAAUUUUUAAUUGGAAGACAUGUAAAUGGAAAUUUUUAUUGGAAAUGGAAAUUUUUAUUGGAAGACAUGCAGUUGGUUACAUCACCCUUGGUCAUACAGAAAAGGAGAUCGCGUUGGAGGAGUCCAGCUCUACAUAAUUAAGAGUAACAUUAUCCACAAAAUUUUGCACAGUGUCCAUGAAGAACUAACUUUAUUUUUUUUCAGUACUACAGAAAUAUGUAUCGAUAAAUAGAGGAAUUUAUGGCCCUUCCUUUCAGAAUCAACUCCUUCCUAGGACAGCUGCCAUUCUUUGACCAAAAAAUUACUGAGAUUUCUCUUAACGAAGCUAGGUUUAUGAUGGUAGUGAAUUGCUAAUUUUGAAUUUAAAGCAGUUUUAUUAUAUACUUGGUCCACAAGCCUCGUUAACUAGAAAACAAUGUUCCCUAAUUGUAGAUCUUGUAUUAUGUAAAUUACAUUUUCAUGCAAAUCCUUUUAUUUCACUUACAUCGGAACGUGUUAUUCUUAUUCCACUUAUGGAAUAUAUGUUGCCACUACAGUUUGCAUGUUUGAUACUAAGUCCUAUUAGCAGUGAUUCAUCUACACUGCUUCUGAUUUUACAAGAAAUGCGGUUUGAUAAAACGUAUUCUCUCGAUUUUAUCUCAUUUACUUCAUAAAUGUAAAUCAGUCUUUCCUAAAGAUACAAAUAAUUCUGCAUGCUUGUUUUUGGAGCCAAUUGUAAAACGUGUUUAGUUAAGGCAUUACUUAAAUUUAAUACAGGCGCAUCAUCUAGUAGAUGAAGUACUUCAUCUUAAAUAGCAUGUUUGAUGCAUAGUAAUUAAAACCUGUGGUGAUGACAUUGCGGAUUUAAAUUAAAGCAUUAUAUCUUAGUUUAAGUAUCCUACUCUAUGCUGCUCUUUUUUGCUCGAUCAUGAAUAAAAAUUAAAUUCCUGCUUACAGAUGUAAGACAUUCAUGGAUGUUGUGCAGAAAGCUGUUGUGAAGUGUAAGAACAAUGGAUACAGCAGAUUGUUGAAACAGUGCUCAAUGGUGUUAUUCGGACGCACAUCCAACACAGUGAAUAAUGACAGACAAUCUAUAUUAGUUUCAUUUAGUACUAGGUAUUCAAUAAACAGGCAGAAUGCCUUAAUUCUUCCACAUAAUGCUAAAAAAACUAUUUGAAUAUUUUACUCUUCUGUCAGCUAGAUACUGAUGUGGACUGUUCAGAAUGCAUUGUUUUAAAGAAUAACUCCAAAGCAUUUCAUUUCCUUAAUUAUAUGUACGUUAGGUGAACUAAAUUUGAAGAUGAUAUGAGCUUCAUUUUGUUUAGAUUUGUCCAUGAUUAUAGCUUAAGUUUCGUUUUACACUAGAAGGUCGUUUACGGUCUGCUGAUAAUUGGUAGACCGGAAUAACUUCGAAUAAAGCUUGUAGCAAUCUCGAGAGCAAAUCAACUCUCGCAAAUUCGAAAAACUCUGAAUUCUUGAACCCAGCACACAGGAGUUCUUUUGCGCUUAGAGAAUUCGACUCGCAUUAAAUAAAUAGACCCGAGAUCGAAUCCCAGGGUCAUUAAUUCAAGGCAUGCGAAACUCGUGCACUGCAGCACUUUUCACUGCUGCUAAUAGAUGGCGACACGAGUAAGCAGUUACAUAUCUGAAGGCCCCGAGAUCCACGUGAUCGCUACAAGCUUUAUAAAUGCAGUAAUGACCACGAUUGCAUAGCCUUUGAACAGCGUUUUUCCAAUAACAAUGAUCAAUGUUAUGUUCCUGAACUUUUAUAUAAUAACGCAGCUAACAUUCAGUUUUACAGAAAAAUUUUAGCAAGGAUUGAAAGGCAAUGAUUUUUUUAAAUUCAUGUUAAGUUGCAUUUAUGUUUCCAUAAUAUUGGCAUUCGGUUGUUACGAAAAAAAUUUUAUCGAAUUAUGGGUUUGUGCAUAGUGUUUAAUAUAAAUAAUGUGAAUGUACCUCUAAGGAUUUGAAGCUAUAAAAGUUACACUACAUCGAAUUGAUAGCUGAUAGCAAGCGAAAACGCCAGUUCUUGACCUUGUAGUCAACAGGUAAACAGAUUACGAAUACGGAUUGCUGAGUUCAAAGAAGUAAAUUUCAAUGAAAUCUAUAAAUUUACCAGAGCAAGUCUAACGAUAUCAUAGGCCACACUAUAGGAAACAUUUUGAUUACUCCACCUUUAUCUAUGGCUUCACCAUUACUCCACCUUUACCUAUGGCCGUAAUAAAACACUUGUCGAAUUAAAAGGAUGAAAACUUUUGAUAAUUGUGUUUAGAAAGUUCCUGACGCACAAGUUUGUUUAAUCGCCUUCUUUACUGCAGUAAUAUACAUCCUGUGACUGAAACUGUGGUUCCUUUCCAUGACAUAUGUCUGAUAUGGUCAUAAACCAGAACAGUUACACAUCAAGUAUGAAAAAUUGCAAUUGGUGUAAACAUAUAAGAGGUCGCAGCAAAGGUAGAUCGACUUAAAAUGUUUCAAAAUCUUUAUAUUAUUAAACGAAUAUAAUAAACUAGUGAGUAAGGAACGAUAUACAACUGCAUUAUUAACAGUAAAUACCCAUAUUAUAUCAUAUCAGGUAUUUUGAACUUAAAGCAUAUCAAACAUUGUCAUGUAUUUUAGAACGAAGGUAACUGAAACAAAACAUUGUAAUCCUGAGCCUUAAGGUAGGGAUCAACUGCUUGUGUUUGUAAUGUUCAACAAAGAAAGUUCUGAAAUCACUCACUUCUAUGUGAAAAUUAUAGAUUUAUGAUAAAUUUGCUUUAAUAUUUCGAGUAGUUAUAUAACUGAUGUAAGGAUUACAAUAGCUUACUUCGAAAUAUUGUCUUUCAUAAAAGAUAACUUUGUUAAUAAUAAAAUAAACUGUUCUUUCAACAUUUGUGUAUCAGAUUGAUAAUUUUUAAUAUUUCAGUUUCUCUUCCAGUGAUAAUGGCCAUUUACUAGUUUCUAAAGCGUAGUAUGCAAGAUAAUUAAUUAUUAUUACCAUAAAUAUUCGAAAUCCGUUAUUAUGUGCAAUAAGUAGCAAAAUAAAGUUUUUAUGAACUUUCGUAAGCUGAAAUUCUUAUUUGUAAAACCUAGAAAAUACUUAUGUUCUUUGUAAAUUGCUGAAUCCCAAGCUUACCUCAUGCGGCAUUUUGAACUGUUUUAAAUCUUAUGUUUUAUAUUCACAUAAGUUGAGUAAACAUUAUUUUUUAUAUAUAAACACUGAAAAAUAGACGAAUUCAUAUUUUCUGUAGGCAAUUUUUUAAAGAUAUUGACUUUUCCUAAAUUAUAAAUAGGAAUGCGAAAUUACUAAUAGCCACCCUUUCCACACUAAAUUUCACUCAUUCAGACAUUAGCAUUCUAACAGUUUUCGAGUUCAUGGUUUUACGCACAAAAGUCACGUUUGGUUUUAUAUAUAAAAUUUAUAAUGAAACAGAAAUAUUAAUGCUCAUGUAAGCACAGACAUUUUUCUGGAAACCUUUCCUGAGAUGGAGUUAUUUUUUGGAACUAUGGAGAAUAAAAUACAUCAAAAGAUGUUAGCUUGAGAUAACAA
Stegodyphus dumicola is the source of this 7116-nucleotide messenger RNA. Its product is annotated as sushi, von Willebrand factor type A, EGF and pentraxin domain-containing protein 1-like. Lineage: Eukaryota; Metazoa; Arthropoda; Arachnida; Araneae; Eresidae. The record is from RefSeq and is a predicted model, not a curated record.